This is a messenger RNA of Castor canadensis (American beaver), 5437 nucleotides long. It is a transcript of the gene Rabep1, whose product is annotated as rabaptin, RAB GTPase binding effector protein 1. NCBI's taxonomy places the organism in Eukaryota, Metazoa, Chordata, Mammalia, Rodentia, Castoridae. Gene Ontology annotation, cellular component: endocytic vesicle; endosome. Gene Ontology annotation, molecular function: growth factor activity; GTPase activator activity. Gene Ontology annotation, biological process: endocytosis; Golgi to plasma membrane transport. The record is from RefSeq and is a predicted model, not a curated record.
AUUUCCCGCUGUCAGGAUGAGGAGGCGGAGGUCGGCGCUCGGGUCCGUCUCUGCCCGGGGCUGUGGCGGUGCCGGCGGCUCCAGCCUUAGCGGUUCCUCCCUGGGCAGCGGCGGCGGUGGCUCGGUCGACGCCUCUUCCGCCAGCUGAGCCCGCGACAGCCCGGGACGCCGCUUCCCCGCCCAUCCCCGCUCCCCGAGGCCGGCCGCCUGGCCAUGGCGCAGCCGGGCCCGGCUCCCAAGCCUGACGUUUCUCUUCAGCAACGGGUAGAAGAAUUGGAAAAGAUUAAUGCAGAAUUUUCACGUACACAGCAGCAGCUUGAGCAAGAAUUUAAUCAAAAUAGAGCAAAAUUUAAGGAACUAUAUUUGGCUAAAGAGGAGGAUCUGAAGAGGCAAAAUGCAGUGUUACAAGCUGCACAGGAUGAUUUGGGACACCUUCGGACACAGCUCUUGGAAGCUCAGGCAGAGAUGGAGAAUAUUAAGGCUAUUGCCACAGUCUCUGAGAAUACUAAGCAGGAAGCUAUAGAUGAAGUGAAAAGGCAGUGGAGAGAAGAAGUUGCUUCACUUCAGGCCGUUAUGAAAGAAACAGUUCGUGACUAUGAGCACCAGUUUCACCUUAGGCUGGAGCAGGAGCGAGCACAAUGGGCACAGUAUCGAGAAACUGCAGAACGAGAAAUAGCUGACUUAAGAAGAAGACUGUCUGAAGGUCAAGAGGAAGAAAACUUAGAAAAUGAAAUGAAAAAGGCUCAAGAAGAUGCUGAAAAACUUCGGUCUGUUGUGAUGCCAAUGGAGAAGGAAAUUGCAGCUUUGAAAGAUAAACUGAUAGACGCUGAAGAAAAGAUUAAAGAGCUGGAGGCCUCAAAGGUGAAAGAACUGAACCAUUAUCUGGAAGCUGAGAAGUCUUGUAGGACUGAUCUAGAAAUGUAUGUAGCUGUUUUGAAUACUCAGAAAUCUGUUCUACAAGAAGAUGCUGAGAAACUGCGGAAAGAAUUGCAUGAAGUUUGCCAUCUCUUGGAGCAAGAGCGCCAACAACACAACCAGUUAAAACAUACAUGGCAGAAGGCUAAUGACCAGUUUCUGGAAUCUCAGCGUUUGCUAAUGAGAGACAUGCAGCGAAUGGAGAUUGUGCUAACUUCAGAACAGCUCCGACAAGUUGAAGAACUGAAGAAGAAAGAUCAGGAGGAGGAUGAACAACAAAGGCUUAAUAAAAGAAAGGAUCAGAAAAAAGCAGAUGUUGAGGAAGAAGUAAAAAUACCAGUAGUGUGUGCUUUAACUCAAGAAGAAUCUUCAGCCCAGAUAUCAAAUGACGAGGAGCAUUUAGACAGCACCCAUGGUUCAGUGCAUUCCUUAGAUGCAGACUUAUUGUUACCAUCUGGAGAUCCAUUCAGUAAAACGGACAAUGACAUGUUUAAAGAUGGACUCAGGAGAGCACAGUCUACAGAUAGCUUGGGAACCUCGGGCUCAUUGCAAUCCAAAGCUUUAGGCUAUAACUACAAAGCAAAAUCUGCUGGAAACCUGGAUGAGUCGGAAUUUGGACCACUUGUGGGAGCAGAUUCAGUGUCUGAGAACUUUGAUACGGCAUCCCUUGGGUCACUACAGAUGCCAAGUGGGUUUAUGUUAACCAAAGAUCAGGAAAGAGCAAUCAAGGCAAUGACACCAGAACAAGAAGAGACGGCAUCUCUCCUUUCCAGUGUCACCCAGGGUAUGGAGAGUGCAUAUGUGUCCCCCAGUGGUUACCGCUUAGUCAGUGAGACAGAAUGGAACCUCCUGCAGAAAGAGGUACAUAAUGCUGGAAAUAAACUUGGUAGACGCUGUGAUAUGUGUUCCAAUUAUGAAAAACAGCUACAAGGAAUUCAGAUUCAGGAGGCUGAAACAAGAGACCAGGUGAAAAAACUACAGGUGAUGCUAAGGCAAGCUAAUGACCAGCUAGAGAAGACCAUGAAAGAUAAACAAGAGCUAGAAGACUUCAUCAAGCAGAGUGCUGAGAACUCUAGUCAUCAGAUCUCUACACUUGUCCUGAGAGCCCAAGCAUCUGAGGUCUUACUUGAAGAAUUACAACAAGGCUUUUCCCAAGCAAAGAGAGAUGUUCAAGAGCAGAUGGCAGUGCUGAUGCAGUCCCGGGAACAGGUUUCAGAAGAGCUUGUGAGACUACAGAAAGACAAUGACAGCCUCCAGGGGAAGCACAGCUUGCAUGUGUCAUUGCAGCAAGCAGAAGACUUCGUCCUCCCAGACACGAUGGAGAUGCUCCAGGAGCUGGUACUAAAAUAUCGUGAGAACAUCAUUCAUGUGCGGACAGCAGCAGAUCACAUGGAAGAGAAGCUGAAGGCUGAAAUACUGUUCCUGAAAGAGCAAAUUCAAGCAGAACAGUGUUUAAAAGAAAACCUUGAAGAAACUCUGCAGCUAGAAAUAGAAAACUGCAAGGAGGAAAUAGCUUCCAUUUCUAGUCUAAAAGCUGAAUUAGAAAGAAUAAAAGUAGAAAAAGGACAGUUGGAAUCCACAUUAAGAGAAAAGUCUCAACAGCUUGAGAGUCUCCAGGAGAUAAAGGUCAAUUUGGAAGAACAGUUAAAGAAGGAGACUGCUGCUAAGGUUACUAUUGAACAACUAAUGUUUGAAGAGAAGAACAAAGCUCAGAGAUUACAGACAGAAUUAGAUGUCAGUGAACAAGUCCAGAGGGAUUUUGUGAAGCUCUCUCAGACUCUUCAGGUGCAGUUAGAGCGGAUCCGGCAAGCCGACUCCUUGGAGAGAAUUCGGGCAAUUCUGAAUGACACCAAACUGACAGACAUUAACCAGCUCCCUGAGACAUGACACUCUGAUGCAGGAUUCUAGCCUACACUUUGGGUUUUUAACUCAUCUUUAGAGCAACAUAAUUAUUUAACUCUUAACUGAAGCAGAAUCACAACAAAAGGAAGACUGGAGAAGUGCUCAUGUCUAGUGGGAGAAGACUGCAGCACAGGAACAGCCAAUAGACCUUUCCAGCAGGAACACUAACAGAACUCCAGACUUGAUUCCAGCAGGUGUGCAGUCCGAUGUGGUGAUGGCUGUUUCCUUGCCUACUUCCCCAACAUGGAUUUUUGGAACACGUUUCCCUAUCCUAAAGCAACUUCCCAAUAGUGUUUGAAAUUACAUUUUCUGUUCAUAGAUUAUGGGGAGAGAAGUGUCUUUUUCUGUUGACUAGAGCCCAUCAGUAGCAGUGUUCAGCUAGCAGACAGAGGUGUAGUGUGCUGUAUGAAUAUUUUAUAUUAAAAUAUGAAGUGAGAGCAGGCCAUUGGCUGUUGACUGUGUUUCCCUUGCUCAGUGCAUUUUCUUUCUUUUUACCAUUUUAUCUUAUAUUGGAGGACCUUAAAUGCUACUGAAACUUGAUUGAGAACCGUAAGACUGGCGAACAAAACCAAUUCAAGAACAGAACUAGGAUUUGAAAACUUGGCUGAGGCCAUAUAUAUUGGAAGUUGAACUUAAAGGAAAAGCACAAGAAACUCUUUGCACUUUUUCUGCAUACCUGAAUGAUCUUCAUGGGCCUACAGGUACCAGGGUAAAGUUGAACUGGCACCAUCUAUUCUUUUGAAGUGUUCUAGUUAUUGGAUCAGUGGGAAAAAACAAAACAAAACUAUGUCUCACAACAUCUAGUAAAUAUUUAUAAAUCUGCUUAUUUUCAGCUUUAAUCAAUGGGUGUGAGAUUUGUUUAAAAAAUGUCACAGACAUGAUGGUAAUGAAGCUGGACAGAUACUUUGCGUUUUUCUUUUAUGUAAUUUAGACCUGGAGUGUGACAGUGCUUUAUGCUGAAGUUGGGAGGAACUGUCCAGUAUGAUGAUCAGUUUGGAAAUCUGCUUUGUCAUUUUCUAAGAGGUGAGAUGCCUUUCCUGUGUGAAGAAAGCCUCAGUGGGACAGGCUACCUGUGCCACAGCUUUAUGAGUGAGUCAUGUUCACUACUUACCUGCUUAGUACCAUCCCAAGUAGCCAGUGGAAGGCAGGCUGUGCUGUUUAGUUCAUUACAUAGAUGGUUCAGAAGUUGCUUUCAAGUAAUUUUUGCAAUUGUGUUGCAUAACAGCCAGUACCCAAAGGAACCUUAUGGGAAUUAGUGAAUUUACAGCCACCAUCAACUUAAAAGUGGACUAUUAUAAAUGAAGUCAUUAUGAAUUUGCCCUAAAGAUCUUUACUUUCUUCCAUAGAACAGAUGCUAAGGACUGUAUUACCUCAUCCUAUGUAUUAUUUUUAUAGUCUUGCAUUCAUGAUUAUGAUAAAAAAGUAAAUACUAAUUAAUUAUGGAAAUAGUACUAAUGGCUUGCCAUGCAUGAACAUUUUAAUUAGUUUGAAAUCCUUUUGUAUUGUGUUACUUGGUUUAAAGGGAACAUCCUCCCUGAGUUAAAGAGGAUUUUAUUAAAAAUUAUAUAGAUUUAAGACUAGUCCCUUAAAUAGGCUCAAACUAAUUUGUUCCAGAUUAAAAUUAGCAAUGUCAAUCAUGAUGGGUAAUUCAUAACCUUUCUGAACUAUCACUCCCAGUGAAUGUUCUGCUGAGAUUGAGUACUUUUCAGAUACUGUUCUUCAGAAGAUGGGUCCUGGAGCAAUAAAAUCCUCAUAAUUAGGGAACUGUUUAUGAUCUGUACUAUGACAGACGCAAACUAUUUCUGGAGUCCACUCAAUUGAGAAAAAUACCUUAGAAAAACCCAAACAGAAACCCUUGGUUUUAAUAACCUAUUUCUGGUAAUGAAAAACAAACUGGGGCACUGUCCAGGAAGGAGCAAUUCUUUAAACUGAGUUUUCUACAUAAACGGGGUUUAGAAAGUGGGAUUUAUCUCUGCCGCGAACACCAAAGUUCAUCCAAAAGAUAGUUGGGCUUCCAGUGUUCCUGUGCUUCUGUUCAGUCUGUAUACACCUGUUCUCGCGCAUGUCUAACCUGAUUCACCUCUGUAACAUGCCAUGUGGCUUUUAAUUGGCAGUCACUCAGCCAUUUCCAGGCAGGCAUGGUAUUACCUUUCAGAACUCAUACUGGCAGGUAUAAAAAGAUCUAAAGCUGAGAAUAAACCCACAUACUGCAUACCAAGCUGUUUUCUUUCCCCCUUCAAGGUGCUAAAACUUGCACCUCAAACUCACAGUAGACAUAGAGCACAGCGAAACUCAGCUCUGAAAGGUAAUAGUGCCUGUGAGGAAGUGAGCCCGCAGUGGCCCUUGCAAUACUGUAGGUGUAACCAUUUGUUAACUGUACCGAAGGCGUGUGUCCUUAGGAAAGUGUUCAAAUUAAAAGAGCUGCUGUCAAGUAGACUGUGUGGCCUUUUCCUUUGCAUUCUGGGGUUCUGACCCCUCAGUCACAUUUCCAGUGCUGCAACUUUAAAAUGCAGCUCUUACUCUUGCUCACAUAUAGAGAAAGCACAACAGGGUAUGGAGAUCUGGAAGUGUGCAGUUGAAACCUGUGUCUCAGUAUUUUUGUUUUUUUUAAUAACCCUGG